Encephalitozoon romaleae SJ-2008 is the source of this 1779-nucleotide messenger RNA. RefSeq lists its product as hypothetical. The transcript has a single exon. The coding region runs from base 1 to 1779 and encodes 592 amino acids. Gene Ontology annotation, cellular component: mRNA cleavage and polyadenylation specificity factor complex. The record is from RefSeq and is a predicted model, not a curated record. NCBI's taxonomy places the organism in Eukaryota, Fungi, Microsporidia, Unikaryonidae.
AUGGAAAAGAUAAGAUACCACCUAGUCGAGAGGUAUUCUGAAGAGGGUCUAACUUUCCUUAUCUUCUAUCUCAAGAAUAUGAGUCCCAUAGAGAUGGUUUACUUCUUCUCCACAGCUUCAAAAAUACUAGAUAGAGACAGUGCUGUGAUUCUUCUUGCAUAUCUUCGGAGUGCACAGAGCAAGGGAAUGAUAUGCCCGAGGUAUGCACAGAGGUCGGUAAACUACCAUGUGCAUAUGCUGAACAAAAGGAUAGCAAAGAGGAUUCCAAGUAUGCUUAAUCGCUUUGCUUCUGAAAUGAGGCUAUUUGACUUUACGGAGGUACGUGGAAAGAAAGGCGGGGAAGGGAUGAAGAAGGAGUUUGACCCUCUUAGCCUUCUCAUUGACCUAGUUUUUGAGACACUUGUGAAAACCAGCAACAUUGAGAUUGAGAACACCAUCCAGACAUACUUCCACGAAAAGAGGGAGGAAGUGCUCCCGAGCCCGAUUACUGAGGCCUUUAAUCUCCUUGGAAGGAUCAAGGAUGCAAAUACAAUAGACAUAGGUAUCUCAAGGAUUGUGAGGAUGCUUGAAGUUAGGGAUUCCUUGGAGGCAUUACUGUUCAUAAGCAAGAACGAAAAGUACAGCCACUCAUUUUUUGUGUAUGCAUACCUACUGAACCGGGAUGUCUACGAUGCCACGGUUGAGCUAAUUCUUGAGAGCAAGCAAUACUUUAGGAUUGACAUCGUCAAGCAUCUUGUUUCACUUAAUGUAGAGAAGGUUGUAGAGAGGAUAACAGAUGAGACUGUGGAGAUAUUGAAUCACAUGAUCAAGGAAAGGAGAGUAUAUGUUGAAAAGAUUGUGAAGAUGAUUUCUGAGGAAAGAGUAAAUAUAUCGAGGGAAAGCAUGCUAGAAGUCUUCAAGGAGAACUACGAAGUUCUUGGAGACUAUGCACCUUGCUUUAAACUGAGUGGGCAGGAACUGAUUGAGGUAUCUAAGUCUAAUGAUAGGGCCUUACCUCUUACAUUGGAUGCUGUUGACACACAGGAAAGCAUGAACAGUUUUGUAGAUCUGUUAAAAGAAAAGGAAGAUUGGGCUGUGAUUAAUCUCAUCAAGUCCAUGAAGAACGACCAAAGGAAAGAGACCCUUAUACGGACUAUUCUCAGGAGGAGGGCUAUCAAGGGCCAGCUUAGAAUCUAUCUACUAGAUAACUAUCUGAAGGACGAUCGUUUUAUAUACGACUUGUUGCCGUAUUUGGAGAAAUCUGAUGUGUACAAAUACAUUCCUGACUAUGUUGUUGACACCGAGUCCUUGAAUACCUUUCUGAGGGCUAUAGAAUGUUCUGAGCUUCUGAUCUUUGCACAUAGGAUUCCAGACAUCUCAAAGGCCAUCCGGAUUCUUAACCUCUGCUUCAAAUCUCCAAGAUUCAACGAGAGUGACUUUUUGUUCACAUUGACUACUUUGGAGAAGGAGCUGCCUCUUCUGAUUGUUCGGACCUUGAUCCAAACUCUGUUGAAGUUUCCAAACCUGAAGAACUUUGUUGUUUCGUUUCUGUCAAGACUUGUUAGGAGGAAUAUAUGGAAGCAAGAGGAGAUGGUGGAGGGUGUUGUAAAGUGCUUUGAGAUUAUUGGGGCGGCUGCAGUUGAUAUCAUUGUAUAUUUAGAUUCGGAUGCCACGGCCAAGGUUCUGGGAAAGAGUAAAGGGCUUAGAAAUCUGUGCCGUGAGCAUUUAAGGAAGGAGGGUUCUGGGAAACGCCACGAUUCAAUGCUAAGGUCUGUGAUGGGUAGGUUUGGUAAUAAAUAG